Peromyscus eremicus (cactus mouse) is the source of this 1557-nucleotide messenger RNA. It is a transcript of the gene Hnf4a, whose product is annotated as hepatocyte nuclear factor 4 alpha. The coding region runs from base 1 to 1425 and encodes 474 amino acids. Gene Ontology annotation, biological process: cell differentiation; positive regulation of transcription by RNA polymerase II; anatomical structure development. Gene Ontology annotation, molecular function: zinc ion binding; nuclear receptor activity; RNA polymerase II cis-regulatory region sequence-specific DNA binding. The transcript is spliced from 10 exons. The record is from RefSeq and is a predicted model, not a curated record. NCBI's taxonomy places the organism in Eukaryota, Metazoa, Chordata, Mammalia, Rodentia, Cricetidae.
AUGCGACUCUCCAAAACCCUCGUCGACAUGGAUAUGGCUGACUACAGUGCCGCUCUGGACCCAGCCUACACCACCCUGGAGUUUGAAAAUGUGCAGGUGUUGACCAUGGGCAAUGACACAUCCCCGUCUGAAGGCGCCAACCUCAACUCAUCCAACAGCUUGGGCGUCAGUGCCCUGUGUGCCAUCUGUGGAGACCGGGCCACAGGCAAACACUACGGGGCCUCAAGCUGUGACGGGUGCAAGGGAUUCUUCAGGAGGAGUGUGAGGAAGAACCACAUGUACUCCUGCAGGUUUAGCCGGCAGUGUGUAGUGGACAAAGAUAAGAGGAACCAGUGCCGCUACUGCAGACUCAAGAAGUGCUUCCGGGCUGGCAUGAAGAAGGAAGCCGUCCAAAAUGAGCGGGACCGGAUCAGCACGCGGAGGUCAAGCUACGAGGACAGCAGCCUGCCGUCCAUUAAUGCGCUCCUGCAGGCAGAGGUCCUGUCUCAGCAGAUCACCUCUCCCAUCUCUGGGAUCAACGGCGACAUUCGGGCCAAGAAGAUCGCCAACAUUACAGACGUGUGUGAGUCCAUGAAGGAACAGCUGCUGGUUCUGGUGGAGUGGGCCAAGUACAUCCCGGCCUUCUGUGAGCUCCUUCUAGAUGACCAGGUAGCCUUGCUCAGAGCCCAUGCCGGUGAGCACCUGCUGCUCGGAGCCACCAAGAGAUCCAUGGUGUUCAAGGACGUGCUGCUCCUAGGCAAUGACUACAUCGUCCCUCGGCACUGCCCAGAGCUAGCAGAGAUGAGCCGUGUGUCCGUGCGCAUCCUCGAUGAGCUGGUCCUGCCCUUCCAGGAGUUGCAGAUUGAUGACAAUGAGUAUGCUUGCCUCAAAGCCAUCAUCUUCUUCGACCCAGACGCCAAGGGCCUGAGCGACCCGGGCAAGAUCAAGCGGCUGCGGUCCCAGGUCCAGGUGAGCCUGGAGGACUACAUCAACGACCGCCAGUACGACUCUCGGGGCCGCUUUGGCGAACUGCUGCUGCUGCUGCCGACCCUGCAGAGCAUCACCUGGCAGAUGAUCGAACAGAUCCAGUUCAUCAAGCUCUUUGGCAUGGCCAAGAUCGACAACCUGCUGCAGGAGAUGUUGCUUGGAGGGUCUGCCAGUGAUGCACCCCACGCCCACCACCCCCUGCACCCUCACCUGAUGCAGGAACACAUGGGCACCAAUGUCAUAGUUGCCAACACGAUGCCCUCUCACCUCAGCAAUGGACAGAUGUGUGAGUGGCCCCGACCCAGGGGGCAGGCAGCCACCCCUGAGACUCCACAGCCAUCUCCGCCAAGUGGCUCAGGAUCUGAACCCUACAAGCUCCUGCCAGGAGCCAUUGCCACCAUUGUCAAGCCCCCCUCUGCCAUUCCCCAGCCAACUAUCACCAAGCAAGAAGUCAUCUAGCAAGCCGCUGGGGGUCGGGGGUUCUGCUGGCUCACACCCUCAGAGAGCGCCUGGGUGUCACUUAGUCACAGCAAGGAAGAUGUGACAAGAGGGCCAGUCACGGAGCAUCCACGGAAAGGGUGCAGGGCCCGA